Metarhizium acridum CQMa 102 is the source of this 1065-nucleotide messenger RNA. Lineage: Eukaryota; Fungi; Ascomycota; Sordariomycetes; Hypocreales; Clavicipitaceae. The record is from RefSeq and is a predicted model, not a curated record.
AUGGGAACUGGACUGGAGCAUGUGUUUACAGCGUUAUCUGGCCGAAAAAAGGUUUCACGUGCCGCCGCUGAGGACCGGGUUAAAGGCCUGGCGUCGUUCAACGAGCAGCGGUGGAAGAAGGAGCUUGAAUCAGAUGAUGUCGGCCCAAGCUCUGUGAAUGACCUUAUACAGCACGUGUUUGGUGAUACUGGAUUAGAGUUUCGUUCUACACUCGAGGUGGACAAGUCUCCUGAACUAGACAAAUGGUGGCAUGGUUUCCCACCGACAAGCCAAAGAUUCCAAGGAAAGGAACCCAAAGGUCCAGCUUCAAAGAGGCAGACCGUCACGCUUCCACAACAACCAUUAAACUGCGAUGAUGAUGAUGACUUUCAGGUUCAGUCUACUCCUCCACACUUGCGGUCAGCGAAGAAGAGUGCAGCCGUUAGUAAUGUACUACCAGCAGAUGACGCCUCUACGGAUGGGGAAGAAGACUCCUUCCUAGAUGGCAAUCCACCAUCCGCUCUGUCUGACCGUACACGACAACCUGAAACUUCUAAGCCUGGAAGCUCCCGGCUAGGAGCUAUCGGAGGCAAGAAGCAGCCGGCACCACCUCGGCCCCCGUCACCGCCGCCAAGACGUAAGGCCGCAAAUCCGCCGGUGGAUGAUGAAGAGACGGCAUCCGAGGCAUCAGAUGAUGAUGCCACGGCUUCAGUGCCUGCCUCAUCGCCCAUUCCAUCACCCGUUCAACGUCCUAGCAAGACGGCGGGCCUUGGCAGAAUUGGUGGAGGAGCAAUGAAUUCACGCCCUCUCCACAGCGUGAGUAGGCCAGAGGCAAGUCCACCUCCCGUAGCCAGGGACACAGGGCCUAGGAAGCUUGGCACGAUUGGUGGCAAGGCAUCCAAGGUAGAAAAGCAAGAUGAGGAUGCAGAACGUGGUCGGCUGGCAACUCGCAGAACAAACUCCCCAAAAGAUGAUCAGCCACGAGAGACGUCAGAGGAACGAGCAGAUCGUAAAAGAGAGGAGCUAAAACGCGAACUUGAGAGAAAAGCUGCGGCUGGCCCAGCAAAGAAAAAAAGACGAUUCUAG